Messenger RNA from Vigna angularis (adzuki bean), 444 nucleotides. RefSeq names its product glycine-rich cell wall structural protein 1.0. Bases 1 to 444 code for a protein of 147 amino acids. The record is from RefSeq and is a predicted model, not a curated record. The transcript has 3 exons. NCBI's taxonomy places the organism in Eukaryota, Viridiplantae, Streptophyta, Magnoliopsida, Fabales, Fabaceae.
AUGGAGGAGAAGGCUUCGCGAUUUGGUUUCGAGAAUGGAGAAGAUGAAGAUGAUGGUGGUUGUCGCGAGGAGCGUGGUGUCGCGGCGGGGGCACGGCAGUGGCUGUCCGGUGACGGAGCGGCGCGGCGGGAAGAAAUAGGAGUGUAUGGAGGAAUUUUAGGGGGUGUAAGAAUAAAGUCUGCCAUUUUGGCCCAUUUUGGUGGUGGUGGUAGAGGUAAGCAUGGUGGUGAUGCUAGAGGUGGAGGUGAAGAUGGUUGUGGUGCUAUAAUUGGAGGUGAAGAUGGUGGUGAUGGUACAAGUGAAGCUAAAGAUGAUGAUGGUGGUGGUGGUAGUAGAAAUAGAGGUAAAGAUGAUGAUGGUGGUGGAGAUGAAGAUGAAUAUGAUAAAUUUUUCAUAAUUUUUCUUCGAUUUUUUACAUUUGACACAUCGAUUUCUCCUUUUUGA